This is a messenger RNA of Trypanosoma theileri, 317 nucleotides long. Its product is annotated as pre-mRNA splicing factor. The annotation marks the transcript as partial. The transcript has a single exon. The record is from RefSeq and is a predicted model, not a curated record. NCBI's taxonomy places the organism in Eukaryota, Euglenozoa, Kinetoplastea, Trypanosomatida, Trypanosomatidae.
CGCGUGCGGAGAUGCCACUUUAUGUGGUGUACCAUGAUUUGCUUCUCACUACUCGUGAGUAUCUCGUGAUGGUGACGGCUGUGGAGCCCUCUUGGCUGUCUGAGGCCUCUCGUGGGGUUUUCUGCACCAAGAGGGCACUGAGAGACUCCACGAUAACAACAACAAGGACGAUGAUAUCAGCCCCGGAAGGAACUACGGCCUUGGCGGCAGUCUCGUCCACACGUGAAGUACGUGCAGUUCCUCCCGCAAGAGGCAUGAGACAACCCCCCGCAAUGGUGGGGGCAAAGUUGUUAAUGUCUCGUCUAUCUUGGAAAUAA